Messenger RNA from Fusarium venenatum, 897 nucleotides. RefSeq names its product Alpha/Beta hydrolase protein. NCBI's taxonomy places the organism in Eukaryota, Fungi, Ascomycota, Sordariomycetes, Hypocreales, Nectriaceae. Gene Ontology annotation, molecular function: hydrolase activity. Gene Ontology annotation, cellular component: extracellular region. The record is from RefSeq and is a predicted model, not a curated record.
AUGCUUGACUUUCUCUCCCCACGCAAGCUGUUGACUCAGCUCGUCCUGGGCGCUGGCCUAGUUGCGGCUCAGCUCCAGACUAUCAACAACUUCGGGCCAACCUAUGACACCCGUCUGACCAUGCAGGCCUACAUCCCGAGCAACCUCCCUGCUAACCCAGCAGUGGUUGUCGCCUUGCACCCUUGUGGUGGAAACGGACAGGGUUAUUUCCAGCAGACCAACAGAUACAGAACCCUUGCCGACCAGCGUGGAGUCAUUCUCAUCUACCCUUCUUCGCCAAAGGACUCUAACUGCUGGGACGUCGCCAGCACCAAGACUCUCAAGCAUGGUGGCCAGGGUGACAGCCAGGUCCUCGUCAGCAUGGUUGACUAUGUCAUCAACACCUACAAGGCCGACCGCAACAGAGUCUUCGUCACUGGUUCCAGCUCCGGCUGCAUGAUGACCAACGUACUCAUUGCAACAUACCCCGACCGUUUUGCUGCUGCCACCUGCUACUCGGGCGUUGCCGCCGGAUGUAUGGCCGGAUCGCCAGGAUCCAGCCCUAUCAGCUCUGACCGUAAAUGCUCUGACGGAAAGAUCGUCAAGUCAGGACAGGAAUGGGCCAACCAGGUCAAGGCUAUGUACCCUGGCUACAGUGGCUCUUACCCUCGCUUCAAGACCUGGCACGGUACUUCUGACUUCCUGGUCACCAUUCAGAAUCUCCAGGAACAGAUCAAGGAGUGGUCUACUCUUAAUGGUGUUUCUCUUACCAGCAGCCAGCAGAACACUCCCCAGCCCAACUACACUACUAUGAUCUACGGAGACGGAACCAAGUUUGUUGCCGUAUCUGCUGCUGGAGUCGGACAUACCGUGCCUGUUCAACCGGAUGAUGACUUCAAGUGGUUCCGUCUUAUCUAA